Messenger RNA from Punica granatum (pomegranate), 1640 nucleotides. The record is from RefSeq and is a predicted model, not a curated record. NCBI's taxonomy places the organism in Eukaryota, Viridiplantae, Streptophyta, Magnoliopsida, Myrtales, Lythraceae.
UCCUGUCCUCCAAGAGAAAGCCUUCAACUCCAUUUCACACUCCAAACUCUCUCUCUUUUUGAAACCUCUCUAUUAGCUUAGAGAUCCAAGCUCAAGUGAAGCCCAUGAUAACCUUCAUGAGAUCGGCAUACCCAUAUCGACAUCUUUAUCUGUAUCUGUAUCUGUAGAUGGAUCGGAAGCCUCUCAAUGACGAUGCGGAGGAGCUGAUCAAGAGGAGGCAUGAGCAGAGCUCAUCCUCGGGGGCGAGCCCGUCAUUCCACCUCGAUAUCCCGGGAGCCUUCGGGGGUGGUGUGUUCGGCUUGCCGUGCGAUGCGGAGAAGGGCUCCCUAGGCUUCAUGGAUUUACUAGGCGUCCAAGAUUACGUUUCUGGCCCCGCAGCUUACUCUUUGUUCGAUCUCCUCCAGCCGCCACAGCCACCUCCGUUGCAGCUGCCAGCGCAGCCUCCGCCACCGCUCCUGUCCCCAGCGUCCACGGUAAUGGAGUCGUCGGACGCGGCGAACCAACAACCGCCCACUCCGGCCAAUUCGUCGUCGCUGUCUCCUUCGUCCAACGAAGGGCAAACUAACAAGACUGCCGGAGAGGAAGAUGGGGAGGGGGAGGAGGAAGAGGAGCAGGGUAAUAAUCAAGAAAAGACUAAGAAACAGUUGAAGCCGAAGAAGAAGAACCAGAAGAGGCAGAGAGAGCCAAGAUUCGCGUUCAUGACAAAGAGUGAUGUCGACCACUUAGAUGAUGGGUAUCGAUGGAGGAAGUACGGCCAAAAGGCUGUCAAACACAGCCCGUACCCGAGGAGCUAUUAUCGUUGCACUAGUGCAGGAUGUGGAGUGAAGAAGAGAGUUGAGCGAUCUUCUGAAGAUCCAUCCAUUGUUGUUACGACCUAUGAAGGUCAGCAUACGCAUCUAACCCCAGCAACACCUAGGGGCAGCCUUGGGUUCUCACCGGAAACAGCUACCUAUGGCGCUGGUGGCGGCUUUGGCCUGUCCUCAACUACCUCAUCGUUUCUCCACCCACAAUCUAAUUUUUAUCAACAUCAUCAGCAGCAUCAAUAUUUAUAUGGCUCGGCGCCCUCUGUGAACACCGGUAGCUCUGCCUCUGCUAGUUUUAUCAGUUCCUCCCCAUCCAUUCCGAGCUUCAAUCAAGCUCAGACACAUAAUUUUGUAAGGCCCUCAGCUCUACCUCGUUCCUUGUCCGCAUUGCAAAGAGAUCACGGGCUCCUUGAAGACAUUGUGCCAACACGGAUGCGAGAGGAGCCCAAGGAGUAGAACAUGAUUUUUCAGGGUUGGCCGAAGCAGAAAUACUUGACAGAUGAUUAUUAUCAAAUCUCAGAGAAAUGUCGAAAAAUCUAUGGUGGCAUAGAACGUUGGUGCGUGCCAAACUUUCGAUGAUCGGAGGUAUGCAACUCUUUGACUAACAACUUGCGACCGGGGUCGCCUUUUGGAGAGCCCUGGUGUUACAACCUUCCGGAUCAUAUAUAUAACCUCGGGGAAAAAUGACUAGCUAUAGCUUUUUGGCUCGACGAUGUUGACGUUCUUGUGACUAGCUGCUAGCUUGCUCCUUCCUUAUGUACUUUAUUCUUUUGUAAACUGGAAGAUACUUAGCGACCAACGAUUCAGAUAUUAUAUGAAGAGCUAAGAUUUAACAUA